Messenger RNA from Conger conger (European conger), 2520 nucleotides. RefSeq lists its product as uncharacterized. Bases 119 to 2425 code for a protein of 768 amino acids. The transcript has 19 exons. NCBI's taxonomy places the organism in Eukaryota, Metazoa, Chordata, Actinopteri, Anguilliformes, Congridae. The record is from RefSeq and is a predicted model, not a curated record.
AUUAACCCUACGACAGAACCUUUUACGUGUUUGAAAUUGAAUUUCAAGAAACAAGAAAAUUAACUAGAAAGUUAGGAAACUUUUCCAAAUACUUUGACAACACAACCAUAGGGAAAUCAUGCACCAUUACACGGAAAACCUCAAUGAAAGGGUGAUCAGCAUACUCCUGCUGUAUAUGUUAUCUACCUUUGUACCAGACUCCAUUGGCAGUGAGAUGUUCAGGUCAGAGUGCCAAGAUCGCCAUUUCUCUCUGGCCAUCAAAUCCAGCUUCCUUGGACAAGUGUUUCGAUUUGACAUUGAAGACAGCAGAGGCAUGCACUCCCUGUCCAGCCAGCAGGCAGCAGAGUGUGGUUAUACCAUGGUGUUGGACUCACAGGGAGACCUGCUGCUUCGAGUCUCUUACCUUGCCUGCUAUGUGGAUGUAAAUAAAGACACUGAGUACCAGCUGCUUGUGUGGUUUGUUAACAAGAAAGCCAAUGAGAAGGAGGCCUCCUACCCUUUAGCUUUAAGCUGUCCUCUGCAGCAGCCCUGGAGCAUGCGUGAGAUUGUCUGUGAGGAGAACUACAUGGAGGUGUCUGUAAAGAAGCAGAUGCUACCUGACUCUCAGGGCCUGGAGGGGAUGUCAUCCUCUGCGGAGCCAGAGGAGGAGGGGUUGAAGGAAGGGCGGGUGGUGUUCCGCAUACCAGGCGACGCCCAGGGGGAGGGGACCCCGCCCUCUAGGGAGGAGGCGCUAACUGUGGCCGAGGCAAACCUGCAGGGGUACCACAUCAGCACCAGCGGAACCCGAAUCCUGCUGCGCUGUGCCUACUCCCCUGUCCUAUCUUACACACUGCAGGAGAGCGGAGGCAAGGUGGAGGCUGUCAGUGCAACCAUCUUCUACAGCCAUCACUGGACACUUCUCAAGGUGGACAUCUCGGUGGCCUGUCCUAUAAACCAAGCUGUCAUGGAUGAUGGCCAUGUUUUGUGGACUUUCCCGAAGAUCCUGCCCCCCCUAGUGCAUGCUGGGUACAGUGCUUGGGCCGCCAGCGUGGGGGUAGAGGGACGCCUGGUGAGUGACUGUGUCCUCCAGCAGAGAGACUAUGGAGUCAGGGUGCAGGACAGAACUGUGGAGAUCAGGAUCCCAUUCGGAGCUGAGGGAGGGCAUGUCAAGAGUCAUGUGGUUGAAGGACAGUACUUCCAGUCCUACUCCAUAGACCUGUUCUAUAUGCACCAAUGGGAGGACAGCCAGUGGGCUCUCACCCAACAUCGAUCCUUCAGGCCCCUGUGGACCCCGCCCAUACCCAGGACCCCCACUCUUCUGAAUAACACUGUUCCAUCAGAACGGGUAUUUUCGAUUACCCUGGGUGCGUUUCCCCCUGAUGUUUCCCUGCAUAACGUCAGUGUGGGGGGUGAGCCGGUGUCCUGGGUGGAAGCCGAGCGCUUGGGGCUCAAGGUCUCCCAAGUGCCCUUCUCAAAUGGCACCCACGCCUACCAACUGGAGGCCCCCUUCUCGCACCCCCUCAUCUCCAAAAAGUACGUAGGUGGGAGGUACAGAAGGUACAGGCUCACAGUAACCUUCUCUAUGCUCGUCUCACCACACGGAGAAAUCUAUGAUCACCCCAUGGCUGUGGUGUGUGAUCUGCAAGAUGUUGUUCUUCCUAAGCUGGAGGGUAACUGCACUGACAGAGGUGUAAAGAUACUGGUGCGUUAUGGGAACCUGGACUCCCAGUGGGAAGUCUACCUUGGAGGCAACAAGCUGGACUGGGCGCUUGUGGAACGGGGCGGAUAUGUGCUGGAGAACAGGAAGCAUUACUACAGCCUGGAGCUGCCCCUCUACAGUGUAGGCAUGGCUUAUGAGUACCUGACGCUGCGUGGGCUGGUGGUUAGUGUGCAGGUGCAUCUCGUGGACAGGGAGACGGGGAAAGUGGAGGGCACCUUUGUCCAGCGCUGCAGCUUUCCUAUCAGAGACCUUCUGGUGUGUCUGCCAGACAGGUGGAUGGUUCUGGUGGCUGACACAUCCUACAUCACCCCGCCCAUCGAACCCAGAAGCUCCACCUUGCUGGACCCCAGCUGUGGCCCCACAGAGACGGACCACACCAGGGUGCUCUUCAGCUUCUCUCUAGACUCAUGUGGUACCACCAGAACUCUGGACGGGAGUCACCUGGUGUAUGCAAACGAAGUGAGGUACAGCCCAGCACUGUACCCCGCAGUGAACCCCCUCAUCCACCCACACUCCCACUACAGGCUUCCCAUUAGCUGUCGCUAUGGGGUGAACAAUGACAGCAGUCGGGCAGUCUACCAUCCCAGCUUGGCUGCCCCCGUGGCCCCCUCAUCCCACAGAGAAGGGUCGAAUCAGCACCCUGGUAUGAGAGGAGGUAUAAUCCCAGGAAAGGUCUACCAGAAGACCAUAUCUGCAAAAGCAAAGGCCACCCAUCCUCAGAGGUGACAGUAGUGACACGCAGAGGUCCCGGUUCUGUCCUGCAUUGGGCCAGCCUGACAUCUGCGAUCUUGGAGACCAAUAAAACAGCCUCACUUCACAAA